AUGGACCGUGCUACAGAUAUUUUAAUGUCACCUUGGACUGCAGUCCCAGUUGAAACUGAUGGCAUUCAAAAAGUGACAGUCGUCAGGAGUAUUUACGACGUUUGCAUUCCACCGGCUAGUGAGGAAACGCGACUAUCUCUCCUCAGAUACCAGUCAAAGAGACGGCUUAUGGAACCAGCUAUAUCGAGAGGCGACCAGAUGAAUGCGAUGGGGAUUUUACGAUCGGAGCCUGCUUUCCAUCGAAUGGCGCUCCGAAGAAGUGCCAGCGAGCAAAUGCUCUCCAAUCGUAGGCGGGACUUCUCAGAAUUACAGACCGAUAGCUCUAAACGAGCAAAGAAUCGACAAACCCGGAAGCAUGAUGGUGUAUCUGUACAACUACCGGCAAUGAUUGAAGAUAAUCCGAUGACAAAGGUGUCCGCUUUAGAUGUGUCCCCUCUCUCACUGGACAUUCAACUGAUGGACACCAACUUUGACAUCGAAGAACUCCUGCGUGAAGCCGAAAUGGAGAUAGAGAUGGAUAAUUCAUCAGAUACGUCAGGUCCAACGUCCUCUUCGCCUGAAAUGUGGGAAGAGAAAUCACGGUACUGCAGUUCUGCGUCGUCGAAUUCAACUCUGAGAUCGAACUUUGAAGACGGAAAUGCAUCAUCAAGGACGAAACCAAUCCAACCUCUAAUUGCACAUUCUAGUUCUGAGAUGAAAGAAGAUAGAACACCGAAAAGGCGAUCACGAGAACCAAGGACGAAGCCAGUGCUGUUCUCACAGGAGACUAGAAGAAGGAAAGAACAAUAUCUCCAGCAAAAGCCAUUACCAGCCAUACCCACGACGUUGUCUAUAGUCACCAACCAGAGCAACCAGCAUGUCGCUGUCCUUGCAUCGAAAUAUUCGUCAAGCGGUGAUGAAUCUCCCAUAGAUAGACUUCUUGUGUUGCAAACACAAGAAAAGGCCUUUUCACAAGCAGCUAAUGAAUUGGAACGAGAGCUGAAAAAGACAGCAGAUCUAUAUCCAGUCAUGAGACCCGAGCAACCACUCAUCAAACUCACAAAAGACGACGAGAAUGCAGUGAGCCCAUUGAAUGUUUCUCCAAAAUACGAUAUCAGUUCCAAAACAGGAUUCAUUACGAACUCUUUAGGACCAAAUCAAAGAGAGAAUGUUUCGACAAGGAAGCAAAGCCACACCUACAAGGCUUUCCCUUCACCUGAAAACCCGAAUCUAGCAGCUAGUAGCAAUAAGAUUCAACCGAACCGACACAAUACCGAAUCGCCUAUAGACAUGCAACCGGCGGAAAUUACUAUCAAACGAACCGCGCAAACCUCGCAGUCCCCAAGGAGCGUCUCCCAUAAGAUAAAGUCCUCUGUACACUUACCGCACUUGCGAAGACCUCGAUUUAACAGUCACUCUGUGCAUCCAAAGCAGCUUAAGGAAAAUAAACGAUCCAAUGCAUCGACAAGAUAUCCCGUGAAAACUCUCCGAGAAGAACAGGCGGCUUUAGCUAAGAGUACGGACCGUUACAUUGACACAGAAAUUGCGAAGGCUCUGAAUGUGGAACAUGACGAGGAAGAAGACGGUGAUGCAAUGGGCAGCAAAGAUCCCAAAGAAAACGAAUGGUCGACUAUGUACCCUCUCAAAGCUGUUAAGAAGCUGGGAAUCCCACUAUUGACCAACAGUCAUAUUCCCCGGCUGUCAUCCUCAGACAUCGAGAGAACUGUACGGCAGCAGUUACCAAAACUUGAUACCAACUCCCUUUUGAUUUCAUCCCCUACGUCAACAGUGUCAGAAAGAAGAUAUCCGGAGACACCAGAGGACAUAGGUGUGCGUGUACGGUCUUUCAUCGCGAACUCCAUAGAUGUCCAAUCGCCACGUGAAGAGAAUCACGAUAUGGAUAUCGGCGAAACCCUACACAAUGAAAAAAUAUUUGUCGGCUUUGACCGGAUGGAGACUAUGCCUGAAGAUUUUUCUCUAAAGACAGAGGAAAUUUCUGUUGUGAUGGAUGUUCCAACUACAACACAACCGUUAAGAGCGACAUUCCCUCCACGCAAAGAAUCCCUGUACGAGCUAGGUGAACACGGCUCAACUCCUAUACCAUCAACACCUAAUUCAAUCUACAAUAUGAAGCUCUCAAUGCCGGCUCAACUGACAGACGAGGUGGUGUUAGCACUCAUGAGGAAUGUUGACAAUCUUGAUGGAUUGUUCAAAUACGCUCAAGUAAACCGGCAGUUCUAUCAGGUAUUCAAAAGUAAUGAGCUUCAGCUCAUCAAAAAUGCAUUGUUCAACAUGAAUCCACCUGCAUGGGAACUUCGAGAGAUGAGUCCGCCAUGGAGUGACAUUUCAGACGGUCUAAAGGAUCCCGACGCACCAGUCCCAGAGUACACUGCUACUUCUUAUUUACAACAUUAUGCCCGCGACGUGUUUGCCUUGGUCAGGUUGAAAGCUUUGAUAUACUCAAGAUGCAGUUCGAUUGUGCGUUCCGAAACCAUUGGCGGUUUGACCGGGGAAGAUGAUGUUCGUGCUUCAGAGAUCGAUGAAGCCUUUUGGCGAGUUUGGACCUUCUGCCGUAUCUUUGGAUGCGGUAAGAACAGAGAAGGCGAUAUCAAUGGACAAAUUGAUUGGUUGAAUGGCGGAUAUCUGGCGAAAAAAAGCAAGUCCGGUGCGACGGUGGUUACAGCUGAGCCAUUCUUUAGCAUGAACAACGUCCUUUUCGACCCCCCUGCCGGGUUUGGAGACGGCAAUGGUGAUGGACUGACGUGGAACCAACUGUAUGACAUGCUGGAAAUUUGGAAUUGCCUUGGGACUCUGGUCCAGGGAUUUCAUCGUGAGUGCAAGGAAGCCAGAGUGGCCGGCAUAUUCGACGGGUUGGACAUUCCCGUAGGCGACAUCGCAAAAGAAGAAGCCAUGUUGGAAGAAUGGACGCAUUAUCUUUUGACGUUGGGACCAUCCGCUUUGGUUGGUCUGAGUUCUGUUACUUCUUCUUACUCAGCCAAAGACAUUUUUGCAAAGGCCAAACAAAUGGGUGUCACAAAAUGGGAAGCUUCGGAGGAUGGUAGUACCCGGUCAUCGUUUCUUCGCGAAGCGAUCUCUCGUACUUAUAACAGCAGAGUGGCGAUACAGCAUAAACUCUCGAAUUCCUCAGCAUCUGAUUAUUCAGUUGCAUCUGGACGGGAGAGAACUCGAAAUUAUAAUUCCGCCGGUGGCAGACGACCUGGGCAUUUACUCUACACUGAUUGCACUGAUGAGGAUAACACUUCCAAUCAACGUGCUCCCCCGUACACAUCUCGCAAUGAUGACAGCGCUUUUACAGCACCAUUAUUGAGUCCACCGCCACGAUACUCAAUUACAGAGAACCGGCUCAUUGACCCUGUCGACAAAGCAAUUCAUCGAAUGGUGCACGAGCUCGGCUUCAGCGAACGUGAUGCGACAUGGGCUUUGAAGAUAACGGAUACAGGAGACAUGCUGGACAUUAAUGCUGCUAUUCAACUGCUUGUUAGAGAACGGCAAAAGCGUGACAGAGUCAAACGUUUUGACAACCCUGAUGAUACAACAGCAUCGGGCCGGGAUGAUUGUCUUGUUGAUAUCUCGAGGCAUAGAGGAAUAGUGAGUUGGCGAUGGGCUUGACAUACCUAAGUGGUGACUGAAUAGUCAUCCCUUUCCUGUCUAUGUUAUUUCAUUCAUUCUUGACAGAAACCUCUGGAAAUAGGCUCUACUACUUUUGUUUUAGUCAGUACUUUUUGACCUUCAUUUCAGAAAUAGCGCGAUGGUGAUCUCAGAUUGUAUGUUUUAUGGGCUGGUGUUCUAUUUAAUUCAUUGUGAUUGCCACAUUGUGUAUUUCAUGGAUGUUACCUAAAUACCCCUUUUUGUGCUAGCAUAU
Molecule: messenger RNA, 3862 nt
Organism: Talaromyces stipitatus ATCC 10500
Lineage: Eukaryota; Fungi; Ascomycota; Eurotiomycetes; Eurotiales; Trichocomaceae
Product: F-box domain protein
Exons: 2
Coding region: 1-3609 (1202 amino acids)
Source: RefSeq, a predicted model, not a curated record